Messenger RNA from Solea senegalensis (Senegalese sole), 2213 nucleotides. It is a transcript of the gene mvk, whose product is annotated as mevalonate kinase. Gene Ontology annotation, cellular component: cytoplasm. The record is from RefSeq and is a predicted model, not a curated record. The transcript has 10 exons. NCBI's taxonomy places the organism in Eukaryota, Metazoa, Chordata, Actinopteri, Pleuronectiformes, Soleidae. Bases 263 to 1456 code for a protein of 397 amino acids. Gene Ontology annotation, biological process: isoprenoid biosynthetic process; cholesterol biosynthetic process. Gene Ontology annotation, molecular function: mevalonate kinase activity; ATP binding.
CCAAACCAAUCUGAUGUUGUUUUCCGCGUGUCAAAUGUGUGUUUAAGUUAUGUCUAUCAUACCUGGCUGAGAUUCUCGGACUAUAUACGUGUUUUAGACAGCGAAAAUAGCCUUUUCGUCAUUCUUGUGGCUAUCGACUGUCUGUUGCCACUCUCGCGUAUUAACGAACUAUAGCUGUUAGCUGCCGGUGGCUAAGUGGCUAAUAACACUACCACUACUACUGUUAGUGAUAAGUUGACAAAACUCCAGACACCUUUUUGUAAUGAAAGUCAACGACUGCUUCGUGUCUGCUCCUGGGAAGGCGAUCCUUCACGGGGAGCAUGCAGUCGUGCACGGGAAGGUGGCUCUUGCUGUCAGUUUGAACCUGAGAACAUUUUUAAAGUUGAAGGCCACCACUACUGGCAAAGUUUGCAUCAAUCUCCCGAAUAUUGACAUAUUUCUCAGCUGGGACCUUUCUGAGCUGAAGCAGCUAAUUCCUUAUUGCUGUGCUCAGCGGGUGGAGCUGAAAUGUCUGGACCCUGAACUCGUGAGGAGACUGCGUGAAUUUGUUGGCGCUGCAGAUGGAAACCUGGACACCUGCCACAUGGCCACCUUAGCCUUCCUCUACCUCUACCUCUCGUUGUUUGGCUCAGGCGAGCUGCCCAGCUUGACGGUGUCUGUGUGGUCGGAGCUGCCGACUGGAGCGGGACUGGGGUCAAGUGCCGCCUACUCGGUGUGUUUAGCCGCAGCUCUGCUCUGCACGAGUGGAGCCAUUACCGCUCCACUCAGAGAGCCAGAUCACGCCGCCAGGUGGUGCCAGGAGGAUCUGGAGCUCAUCAACAGCUGGGCAUUCCGAGGGGAAAUGAUCAUCCAUGGUAAUCCAUCAGGAGUGGACAAUGCUGUAGGAACAUGGGGUGGCAUGCUGAGGUUCUUGGCUGGGAAGAUAAUACCACUGAGCAGAGUGCCGUUAUUAAGAAUCCUCCUCACUAACACCAAAGUACCUCGCAGCACCAAGGUACUUGUUGCCGGGGUGAAGGACAAAAUUAACAAGUUUCCCGCUGUGAUGACCCCAGUGUUGGACUCAGUCGAUGCCAUUUCCUGCACAUGUGAGAAAGUCCUCUCAGACAUGACCUCUGAACCCAUCACAGGAGAGCACUACAAUAUUUUAGAGGAGCUCAUUGACAUUAACCAGCACCAUCUGAAUGUGUUGGGCGUGGGACACCCUGCCCUGGACACACUGUGUCGGGUCACGCUAACCAGAGGACUGCACAGCAAGCUAACUGGUGCGGGGGGAGGAGGCUGUGGCGUCACACUACUCAGACCAGAAACGGACUCCCAGGUUGUGGAGAGUACAGUGCAGGACUUGAGAAACUGCGGCUUUGACUGCUGGGAAACGAGUAUUGGCGGGCCAGGUGUCCAGCAGCACUCUCCUUUGUCUGUUAAGGAUGAAGUUCUGGAGAUUUUAAACCGAUAUUAACACACACACGCACAUCUGUCGGCCACACAAGAGGACAACCUGGGCCGUUUUGUCAGUUUGUUGCCAUAACUUGAAGACCUGAAGUGUGCUGAUGUAAUAAAAUGGGACAGAGGGGACACUUCACUAUGUGCAGAGCUGGAAAGAGCUGCCUGGACUGUUAAUUACACAUUUUCCAAAUCAAUUUGUAAAAUUUGAGACCAACUAAUUGACUGUUGUAUGGAGUGUUUGCUUGUUUAAUGAACUCCAGUUUGCACGAUUCUGUACUGAGCUCUUUGUCCACUAGAUGGCAUUAGAGUCGCAUUAAUACUCCUCAUGAAAGAUUUCUGGUAAGAGGUUCUGAUAAAUUAAUAUGUAAGUGAAGCACUGGCAGGAUCAUGUUGGAGCAGUAGGGUCAACCUAUUUUAAUGGAUUAGAUUAGUCAUUCACAGUCAGCCAUUAAUUACUUAGUCCUGACAUUUUAACGUGCAGCGGUGUUGUAUAGUGGCUAAAGCAAAUAUUUAUGAUUAUGUAGGAUUUUACAUGACAAAAAAAUAAAACUCUUUUUGAUGCCAUCAACAAAAUCCCAGUGAUUCCCAUUACUCAUAGUUAUAGAAAGGAAAUGAUGGUGUCAUGAUACAUUAGAAUGCACACAGUGCAUCUGCCAUAAUUGAGACCACUUUAAAAAACCUUUUUACACUAUUGUGUAAUCCUGCACUUUUCAUAAAUCAGGCUCUACAUUUAAAUGUAAAAAAAACAACCCGUUAAAAGUCAAUUAAAA